GACCUUUCUUAUUUCUUUUUUGGACUCUAGCGUGACCUUAGUAUUUAAGAUGUAGUUACUACUUCCAAAGUAGUUUUGCAGUUCCAUCUGCCCAACAUACUCGACCAACACCUUGCUUUUCCAGAGCACACUACAACAUAAUGGUUUCCGAAGACAUUGGCUCUCUCUUACAUGGAUCGUCUUAUCAGGCUCCUGGCGGCGGCGCUCUCUAUGAACCACUUCGCGAAAAGAUGAUUGCCGUCGCUCUUGAGAUGGGGUAUGAUCGAGAAACAAUGACAGAAUGUGGCGUCAACUGGUCUGACGAUCAAGACCCUUUCAAACACGUCAAAAACCAUGGAUACAUGCACUACAUGACGGCCUGCAACAUGCGCGUAGUAUUUUCAUUUGAGAAAUGGUUGGGCAAGGAACGUUUUGACGAUUUUAUGAAUGUGAGACAUAUUGGAUGCGUAGUUCAAUCAUUAACUUUGAACUUGAAAAGGCCCGUGAAGUUUCCGGAUUCACUCCUCGUGGCAAAUCGCAUAACGAAGGUACUUCCCGAUCGAUACUUUGGAAUCACGACAAUAUGGUCACUGAGACAACAAGCAAUCGUCGCUGAGAACACAGGCUACAUGACAUUUUUCAAUUAUGACACAGGGAAGCCGGCAAACUUGAUCGAAGCAGGAGGAGUGUAUAAGGACUUACACGAUGCGUUAGUGGCGCGUAUGGAAAAGGAAAAUAAGAUAGCUGAGCAGUGGGAAAAAGAUCACCCAAAGAAAGUGAAGGCGAAAAUUUGAGAGUAAAACCACCAGAUCAUAGAGCUGCUGCACGGUUCAUAACAUCA
This is a messenger RNA of Botrytis cinerea B05.10, 820 nucleotides long. RefSeq lists its product as hypothetical. Bases 141 to 773 code for a protein of 210 amino acids. Lineage: Eukaryota; Fungi; Ascomycota; Leotiomycetes; Helotiales; Sclerotiniaceae. The record is from RefSeq and is a predicted model, not a curated record. The transcript is spliced from 2 exons.